AAUUCUUUAAAAUAAUCAUACACUCAACCAUAGUUGUUGAGAUGCUUAAGAGUAUUUACAUGUUUUCCCGUCACAAUUCCGGAUGCUUCCAGAAACUUAUUAGUUCAAUCUGUAAUAAAACCCUAAAUCCCUAAAAAGCCGAUUCUAACAUUCAACCCCAGAAAAUCUCCUAUCUCUGGCCCUUUUACUCCUAAAUUUCGACCUCUCUGCAUCUCAAAUUUCAGUGCAGAUCAUGGGCAUAAUAAAAAGCAGUUUUUCGUUCAUCGUAGGAACAGUUUGCGGGGUUUACGUUGCCCAAAAUUAUAACGUUCCGAACAUCAAAAAGCUGGCCGAUACCGCCCUCUUCAUGGUCAAGCAUGUCGAAGAGAAGUACCGUAAGCCCAAGAACAGGGACGACGAUUAGCUCCACUGUACGAUUCACUUUUCUGAAACUGGCAGAGUCAGCAGGUUCUAUUUUAUUUUAUUUUUCUCUUCAGGGAAACAAAAAGGAAUUAUUUUGUCGGAUCAAAUACCAUAUUGCGAUUCUGUACAUGGGGAAAAGAGGGGAUAAAUUAGUGACAAAUUUGGUGCAUAAUGAUAACUUAGUGCUCUUUCAUUCAAUUGGAGACGCCUAAACUUACAUAUAUAUUUUUUAAAGCGUUACGUUGUUCUUUUUGGCUUUUGGAAUCUUAUGUUCAUUGUGAUUCUGGGACUAUGUUGAAUUUGGGUUUUUUCUUUCUUGAGGGAAUGAAUGCAACACCGCUAAAAAAACCCCUCGAACCUACCCUUAUUUGAUCGUGCGUUUGUUCUUUUCACAUAUUGAAAAAUCAAAAUGUUCCAUUAA
Messenger RNA from Gossypium raimondii (Peruvian cotton), 823 nucleotides. RefSeq lists its product as uncharacterized. The transcript has a single exon. The coding region runs from base 233 to 403 and encodes 56 amino acids. NCBI's taxonomy places the organism in Eukaryota, Viridiplantae, Streptophyta, Magnoliopsida, Malvales, Malvaceae. The record is from RefSeq and is a predicted model, not a curated record.